Molecule: messenger RNA, 6572 nt
Organism: Taeniopygia guttata (zebra finch)
Lineage: Eukaryota; Metazoa; Chordata; Aves; Passeriformes; Estrildidae
Source: RefSeq, a predicted model, not a curated record
UGGCUUGACGAAACCAUCGCGCUCAGGACGGGGGGAACCACGGUGCCGGAGGGGGGCACGCAUUGUUGCGCGAGGGGCUGAGCGGCGCUCUGGGGAGGGCAGGCGCGCGCCGCUGUGCCACCGGGGCGGUCACCGGCAUCGGUGGGCGUGCGGCAUCGCCGCACGGAGCUCCGCGUCCCCGUGCCGCCGCGUCUCCGCUCCCCUGCCCGUCCCAUCGGCAGGGUGCGGCCGGGCCCCCCCGCGCCCUCCCCUCCGCCGCCUCCCCAGUGGUGCCGCCCGACUCCAGCUGACCGGCCUGGAAUCCCAGCCGGGAGCCGCGCGCCCCCCGCCCGCCGCCGCUCCGCGCCCCGGCCCCACCAUGGGAGACGCCGGCAGCGAGCGCAGCAAGGCGCCCAGCCUGCCCCCGCGCUGCCCCUGCGGCUUCUGGGGGUCCAGCAAGACUAUGAAUCUCUGUUCCAAAUGCUUUGCUGAAAAAAGAAAUCCACACAAUGAAAAAGGAAAUUUAAAGUGGAUUGUUAAAAUAGGAGUUUGCUCUUCAUGGCUUCAGCACUUUGGAUCCUGUAAAAAUUUCCAGAAGAAACAGCCAGACGAUGACUCUACUCCCAGCACAAGCAACAGCCAGUCAGAUUUGUUCUCUGGGGAAACGAACAGUGACAACAGCAAUACCUCUCUAACCAUGCAGGCCGCUAACUCCAACCAGCAACUUUUGACAGAACUGAAUGUAACUUCACCGAGCAAAGAGGAAUGUGGGCCAUGCACAGGUACAGCUCAUGCCUUGUUAACCACACCAACCAAAAGAUCUUGCGACUCAGAUUCACAGUCGGAGAGUGAGGCUUCUCCUGUGAAACGGCCACGGCUACUGGAUGACAGUAAUGACAGGCCUGAAGAAACCAGUCGAUCCAAACAGAAGAGUAGACGUCGGUGCUUCCAGUGCCAAACAAAACUGGAACUAGUACAGCAGGAACUGGGAUCAUGUCGCUGUGGUUACGUGUUCUGCAUGUUGCACCGCCUGCCCGAACAGCACGACUGCACAUUCGAUCACAUGGGCCACGGGCGCGAGGAGGCCAUCAUGAAAAUGGUGAAACUGGAUCGGAAAGUAGGGAGAUCUUGCCAACGCAUUGGCGAAGGAUGUUCCUGAGUGCAAGACUGCAACCAAAUGCUGUUCUCUUAGUUCACUAAUGUUAGCCUUAUUUAGGACAAAGUCAGCCAGACACCUUGUACUAGGCAAGUUUCAGACUACAGCCAAUCAGUUUCCUUCCUUUAGCCAACCGUCCUGAUACUGUAGUUUAGAGAUUGAUGGUGGUUGAAAUCUAUCUCUGGCUGGUUACUAAGGUGCCUGCUAGCCACCGUAUAAAAAUAAAACAUGAAGAAAUACUAUUUUUGAGUAUGGCUAGUGGAUUUAAACAAAGCAAGAAAAAUCCAAAGGCUUCUGUUAUUGCUGGAGUCACUCUAAAAGCCUUAUGCUGGAAACAUUCCAGCUGCAGAGUUAAAACAAAUAGUUGUAUAGAAGCUGGUGUAAAAGUUUGCUAUGCACAUGGCUUUUGGACAAACUGUUUAAUGUGCAGCCUUUCACCUCUUCACUGCUACUGAAUCCUGAGGAGGUGAAAUACUACUCGGAGCAGCAACUGCAGCUGCUUAAGCCCAGAAGACCUGACUGGUCACUUGUGCCUUCAUCGCAUGUGGCUUUUGAGUUAGGCAGUGUCACCAGCAUCAGGGAUUCUGUUGGGGUAGGAACACCUUUCCAGUUCUUCCCAGGAAGCCAAAAAGAAAGGGGGACAGAGAUUCUUAUGAAAAAUUUUUAUAUGUAUCUUACUAUAAAGAACCUAUCAGGGUUUGGUUUUUUCCUUCUUUUUUUUCUUUCUUCUCUGUUAAAUUGUGAUCUCUCUUUAAAGCCAACUCCAUCCUGGAGCAGUAAAUGGUGCAUAACUUUUUACAUGGCAUCCACAGAGAUUCUAUGCGGUAUGUGAACAGAUUCCACUACCUUGAGCAGUGCAGCCAUUCCCACUGGCCGAAACCUGAUUGGCUCUUGUUUGCCUUUUGCUAAGUGCAGGUAUCUGAUAGUUGAUCAAAUAAGGCUAAUUCACAGCACAGUAGCCAUGGCUGGAUUCUACAGACUGACUUUCUGUAGCUAGACUUACGUAUUGGGGAAAAAAGGACAUUUUGUAGCAAACGGAAUUCAGUAACAGUAUUGGGGAACAACCUGUAAAACAAACACCCUUUGUCAGAAUGAGCUUGUGUUCCUCAAAUUCUGAGUGUCAAUGAGAUAAUCAAAGGGGCUCCACCAGCCCUCCUUCUAUGCAGCUGAACGUGCCCAGGAAAAUCCCUGCCCACAAAGUGAGUGUAUCAAGUGGAUGUGAAAUGCAUGACCUGGAUCUGGUUAGAGCCUUGGUUCUGUGUCACGGUGUGUCACGCUGAGCUGAGCCCAAACGGACCAGCUUUGCCACUUUGGAAACAUAAAAGCAAACAUCAUAAUUGGGCUGUCUCCUGCUGCAUGCAGGCUUAUGCAGGCAAAAAUGAUUCGUGCUGAUGUUGCCCAGCUUAAUCCUGAAUGAGUUUAACUUCUCAGUCAAUUAGUAAGUUAUUAACAAGUGGGUACAUUUGUAAGAAAACCUGAGGGAGGGAUCGGCUUUGUCUCAUCUUCAAAUACUGGGCAGAUGUGGAACAUUGGGGGUGAAGUAACCUGUCACUUGGAAGACCCCAGCUUGUAUGAGUCAUCCUUCAUUCUACUUGUUACAGGUAAUUAACUCCUUGUAGGCCAAAUUAUACUGUUACUUUGGUAGCCAGUUAGGAACAUUUAACGAUUAGACAACUAAUUUUAAAAAGAAUACAUAUAUAUAUAUACACACAUAUAUAUAUAUGUCUCUCUGACACGCUCAGCAUCUGACUGUAUUAGCAUUAACCAUGAAGCAAAUCAGAAGUGUCCCAUCAUUAUAAAUGCAAGCUGCCUGGAAGACAAGCUGUUUUGUUUUGUUUUUUUUCUUGUUCUUAUUCAAGAAUAUGAACUAGCAGCAAAAGCUUCUGUAAUGGGCUGCAUUUCAGGAAGUGGUCCUGGUGAGAGGGACUGUCCAAUGAUAUUAUUUACAUUUGCUGUGAGGAGUUUAAAAAAACCAUGAAUUUUGGCGGCUGCUGUGAUACGCACUUUCUUUUCCUACAAAAUCCUAUCCUAGCAUUUGAUGGGCAUUCUGAUUGAUACACAAGACUUUUCUUGCAUUAAUACUGAAGAUGCUAUUUUGUUCCUCCUCCUAUUCUCUUUAAUCUCAUUACAAGUGCACAGAAUGUUUCAAGGUGGCUCUUGAGAGGACACUACUUAAAGUUCAUGUGAAUUAUGGACAAUGUUCACUUUAAACAAAAAGUUGGGGAGGGAGUUGUUCCUUUGCAGUAUCUGUUCUGUGAAGUUUGUUAAACAUAAAGAAAGCUUAAGUUCUUGUAUCUUAAAAGAAGAUCUUAUUUAACCCUUUUGUGUUCUAGAUUUACUUACACAUGUAGCCUAGAGCUCAGUUUUAGUUUAACAUUGUGAAAAUAUUAAAAGAAUCUUGUAACUUUAUUCUUUUUCCUCAUGCUAAAAAAAAUUAAACCAAUCAGAUUAAAGUUUGAAAUCCUUUCUGCCUAUUCCAACAGGUCUUGCUAUUUUGCACCGUUUCUACUGUAAAUUCAUGUAAGAAAUAUGAACGGGGAAAAGACCAAGGCUAGGUCAGGAACUUCAAGCUGAAUUUACAAUUGGUGAAGAGUGGACAGGACCUUAUGCAGGUUUGGAAGGGUAGUAUUUCUGCUGGGUUUGAAUUGAGGGAUUUGUUUUGUAAGCAAAUCUACUGUAGCCAGUUUGGUCCAUUUAACUUUGAGGUUAGAUAAUCAAAGGAAUAAGUUGUGCAUACUCUUCAAGUCAAAUGCAUACUGUACACUGUAUCACUGGCACUAAAAGUCUUAAAUGUUCUUUCAUGCACUUUGACAGCUUCACCUAGAGUAGCUGUAUUCCAGAUCAGAAUGAGCUAUAUUCAUAAUGGAUAAACAGAGGAAUAAUAACUAUUGUUUCUUAAACAUUUAGAUGCUAAAAACAUAAGGCUAAUUAAAACCCCCACAAUUUACUGUAUUAGAGGGAGAGAGAAUGUAUAACUAAUAAUUUUUUUAAAAAAUUGAAAAUGGUUUGGAAUUGAAAUUGUGCCCAAUUCACGGGUCACACCCAUUUUUUUCCUCAAAUUGUUAUGGUACUUUAAAUUAUAAAACUGCAUGAUUCUUGAACAAGAUGGCUGUGUUCUAGUAAAGGUAAGUUGCAUAAAACAGCUCUGCCUUUUCAUCCAGUUUCAAACCUAUGUCUAGGUGUGAGCCAGGGCUUCUAGGAAAAAUAAGACUUUCCUGGGAAUGUUGCUGUGUACCUGUUCUGUUUCGAAGCAGCUCUGGGUCUUGACUGAGCAGCAGCACAUCUGUAACAUGAGGUACCUGUGAACAUGAAGUGCUCUUCAGUAGUGCACAGGAAACACCCUGAAAAGAGUCCUGGUACAAUUCCAGCAAUCCAGAAGUCUGGAUUAGCUGCUUUUAUCAACUCAAUGGCAGGUGAUAAAUACAUGCAAAACUUAAAUUUUGCCUUACUUUUCUUUUAGACAAAUUGCAAUCCCCUGGCCUAGUGAAUACAAUGUCCUCUUUAUAUUUGGCUUUGUACUCACUGUGGUGUUCAGUUCAUUUUGUAAUCAGCAGUUCCUUCUGUGAUUACGCUACAUCUUAGAUAUAAAUCUCUAGGGGAUAAGAGCAUUUUUUUUUUUUAUCUUACAAUGAUUAUUUCAGUACAAAGACUCACCAGGGAGGAAAACUGAUAUUAACUGUGUCAUAAAAAUACAGAUUUUGUAAUAGUCUCCAAGAAGUAUACCAGUGUAAUAUCUGACAGUACCUGUCCUCACAGUUGAAGUGUAGAGAGUCAAGUGCCCUGAUGAAUUGUAGUAACAUUCUCUUUGUUGUAUUGUAGUUACUGCUAUUGUCCAUCACCAGAAGAACAGCCAAGAGACGAUCUAAGCAAAAUAAUCCAAUGUAACAAUGAGCUUGUAGCCACUGCAUGCUGGAAAUAAAUUCAUGUUCUCCUGGAAACUUUUAUUCCUAGAAAACCAAUGGAAACAUUUAAGAUUGCACUUUUUAAAAUUAACUAUAUUUAUUGGUACCACAUGUUUAUCUUGUUACUCAAAUACAUGAUUAUAAUUCUGCAUAAGAAACAAAAAUAAUAUAUCUGGUUCAACACAAAGGCUGUGGUGGCAGGAGCUGCUGUGUGAGGAUGUAGUUUUUGUAUGACCAAUUCUUAAGAUUAUAGUUAGUUAAGGCUGCGUCUGAACAUACUUUACUACAAAAUGGACACAGUGAAAGAAGAGUGCGUAAGAUUAAACUGCUCAAAAAUAUUUGCAGUGCACAUUUUAUGUGGUAAACUGGCUUUAUUUCUCACAAUCAGCAGCUGUUUUGCGAGAACAAAUGUCACUGCUGCUGGAAAGAGCCACUUUUAAUGUUCCUGAUACACAUCAGUGAGAAGGACUCUUCUUCAUCUUCAUUAAUUUUUCCUUUUUGUUGAAGCAGUUAGUAUGUGCAGCUGGGCAUUUGAAAGUAGUUCUGCUUGAAUGUUCCUCUUUUUGGCUUUUCAGUAUUCCCCACUGAAAAAAAAGCAUCAGUUUCAUUGUUCUUGCAAGUCCCUGUACCUUAGUUCAAGCAGAUUAAAAUACAGGUGUUGGUCUACAGAAGUGAUGACCUCCUUGUAUUUUACUGCAGUGGCAGCCUCUUUCUUCAGUUAACUGAAACAUAAUGCAAACACAAUUCACCUGUUGUGGACUUUGGGCUGUGGGGUUUUUGAACUUCAGUUCUAUGAUUCUGUUCACAAACAUCUUCCCAUAAACUCUGCAUGCUUCAUCUUCUACUCUGAAGCUGAGUAAAGACAAAAGAAGACAUGAAAACAGGAGGCAGAGGAUGGCAAAGUGACAAAUGCUUAGUGAUCACAUCCACCUUUCUCUUCAAGUCAGAUUGGAUCAUAAAAUAGCAAAGAAGCAGGUAAUUACUUGCCAAACACCACCACCUUUUUCCGCUUGGUACUACAGAAAACCAUUUUGCUUUAUCUUUGUGACUAUACCUGUGCAGAGUUUGUCUGAGUCAAUUCUGCAACAGACGUUAUAUGCAAAGAAAUGAAACAGCACCGUCAUAAUAGGAAAAUAUUUUUGAUGGAUUAUUUAGUAAUAACUACAUAUUUUGCUACUGGACCUUCCUAUUUUGCAAUAUGCUGCUAUUUUCUUUGGAAGAAAAACAAGCAGAACUUUAUAAGACUAACUGUAAAUUAUUUCAAAUUCAAUACAUGCAUCUGAAGCAUUAGGAAGAGAUAACUGAAAUUAUAUAUAGAUUUUAAAGAUGAUGGUGAUGACUGCAUCCUCUAACAAAAGGGUUUUAUUCUUUAGAUAGUAUCAAGUGUUGAUGGCAAUGGUUUAACCGUAAGCAGAAGGUUUUUUUCUGCUAGGUUUGUGCAAAGCCAGUAACAUGCAGUAGGAUGCUCUGAGUUAAUAACUUGUAGCAUGGUGCAGUAACUGUGUAAGUAAUGAGAAUAAAAUUAUAGAGACCUA